AUGCCCGCAACAAGACAAAAAAAGAGACAGGACAAAGUCGGUAGAAACGAGGAAGAAGGGUCCCCCGGACAGCGAAAGUUGGCGCGUGCUGCUCGCGAAAUCCGUCGCUUUUUCGAGACGGGGGAUGCAGUCCUUGACCAAAACAUAGUUCCGUUCAUUAAUCAACUGGCACCCGAUGUAAAUUUCACAGCAGACGAAGCCGAGCAGACGUCCCCCUAUUCAAUUGAUUGGGUUGGAAACACGAAAAGAUUCGCCAAAGCUGUCAAAAGCUUUCGAGCGCUAGCCAAGAAGGAAAAAUACGACGUCCCUGAAGACAGUGGCUUGAAUAUAAAACAUUUUCAGAAAGAGACAAGCGAUGAAGAGGAGCCGACAAGGCAAAAGAAGGCUGUAAGCAUAGAAGAGGAUCUGGAUAUGAGAAAGGCUAUGAACGAGGAGGAUUCGUCCGCGGAUGAUUCCUCUGAGGAGCAAGACAAUAUUUGGCCACUUCUUUAUCAAAAAGUCAAUCCUCAAAGUUUGAAUAGGCCUGGUUGGCGAGCACUUCAGCAGGACUGCGUGUUGCAUGGCUGCGAUUUCGCUGAUGUGAAAUUCAGGUUGGAGUUCCUACUCACCCACGAAAAUUCCGAGGAAACUCCGAACGAACUCCUUCAUUCUGCGCGCAAGUGGAUUGGAACCUGUCCCCAAGCCCUGGAAUAUCUGGAUAACGACUUCUACGGCGAUCGAGAAAUGUCAAAGCGAUUUUCGGCUUAUCGUUCGAAGCACAGACGCGUAGCCAGGAUCGUUAGUUCUAGAUCAACUAGUGCGGAUCAUGAGAAGCUUGAUCGAGUUAGGUUAACUAGUGUGGAUCCUGAGGCUGAUCGACGCGAACUAGGUUUUAUUGACAGAACAGUACCAGCUGACGGAAGCGACCAAAUUACUUUGGAGGAUGAUCCUGAUGACCCUGAAGCAGACAGUGUUACAGGCACAAUUGUAAUGUCUGUUAGUCAUUUUUUGGGUGUCAAAUUGGACAGCCUCAACGAAGAGUAUCCUCAUGCAGAAAGACAUGUCCUGGUGAAGCAGUCAGACUGUACAUCAAAAAGGUGCCCGCAAUCCAAAAUCACCAGAGCCUCUGACAAAGAUUCACUUAAGAACCUAAAGCGGAGCGAUAUCUCAGUUGUCAAUUUCGUUUCCGCCAAGGAUGAUAACAAUGACAGAUGGCCGCGAACAUACGUUGUAGGCUACAUCAAAAAGAAGAGAGAUGAAGGAUUGAGGGUAUGGAGCAGGUCAAUUUUUCGGAACAAGUUUGGCUCUACAGUCGAUGAUGAAAUAAACGCCGCCCGAAGACAAUGUGGGCAGCAGGAGAUUUGCAAGCGUUAA
This is a messenger RNA of Pyricularia pennisetigena, 1353 nucleotides long. RefSeq lists its product as uncharacterized. Bases 1 to 1353 code for a protein of 450 amino acids. The record is from RefSeq and is a predicted model, not a curated record. The transcript is spliced from 2 exons. NCBI's taxonomy places the organism in Eukaryota, Fungi, Ascomycota, Sordariomycetes, Magnaporthales, Pyriculariaceae.